GCCAAUGAGGAUGAGCCUGAGCAGGUCUGAUCCUCUUCCUGACCACCUGUUGCAUCUUAGCGUUUCUCGCAAGCCUCCACGCAAAACAUGUCCUUGAAAAAGAUUCUUUCAUGUCCAAUUUGCCGACAGUGGAACUAAUUCCGUCAAAAUGUCCGUCACGACUCUCCCCCUGGUUUUAAUGAACCUCGGAGGAGAGAUGCUUUAUAUCCUGGAUCAACGUCUGCGAGCUCAAAGCGCUUGUGAGGAUAAAUCCUGUGAAAAAGCUGCUCUCGUGUGGUCGGAAAAUGACAGAAAAAGAGUGAUGAACGAUAUUAUCGGAACGAUGUUUAGUAAAGCCUUCAUGGACGAACUCCUCAAACCUCAGCCGAUGUAUUCGCACAGAACCAUGAAAGUGGUGCUGACUCGCUUGGCACAUGUUUCUAUUAUGAAGCUCAACCCGGUUAGCAUGGACAAGCUCUACGAGUUGAUAUUGAUGGCCUUCAAGUACCAAGUUUUCCACUGUCCUCGCCCUAAAGACCUGCUUCUCAUCUCAUACAAUCACAUCGACAGCAUCCGCCAAUUUGUCAAAGACACGCCCGCCAUUCUAAACAAAGUGGAUGAAACUCACAGGAAGAUCAUUGAGGUCUACUCGUCUGUAAGCGAGGGUGAAUUCCAGCUUCUCCGCCAAACGCUGCUCACGUUCUUACAAGACACGCAUAUCCGCGUGUCCAUUUUCCUGAAAAACAAAAUCCAAAACCCUAACGGACGUUUCGCCAUGCCCACCUCAGGCCCGGUUCCUCACGGAAUGGACGUUCCUGGCACAAUUAGAAAUUUUGACAAUAAAGGACGAGAAACACGUCGCUACCGGUUCCCUACGGGUGGGAAUUACUGCCAUCCGGUUAAAGACGCAUCAUUCGGCCUACACGGAGAACGAGUCAUCAAACUUGGCGUGAACAUGUAUUGCAUCAAUUUUGAAGAUUCAUCCAAAGUUCCUAAAAUGGAGACAGCUAGCAUUUCCAACCCGCUAGCUAAAGAAGAACUCAAUCUUCUCGCUCGUUUGAUGGGAACGGUCGAAGUUGAGAACAUUCCCGGUUCCGAAACCGGUUUUCACUUCAACUUACUCGUUUUGACCCAAGAGGAAGACGCAGAUGCUGCUUCAGGUGGAGCCGAGGAGUCGUUCGGAGUUGUGAACAUAAAACCCCUACAGGAUGAAAAAUCUGCAGCUCAGCUAGCUCAAAUCGCCGGACUUUUCGCAGAACACGAGACGCGGGAAGAUGUGAAGCGCGACAGAGGAGAUGAGCUGUUAGCCAUGAUGGAUGACCUCAUGUCAAUGUAGUGAAAUGUGAUUAUUUGAAGGAUUUUGUAAACAAAAUUUAGUCAGGUAUAUUUUCAGACUGUUAUAAAUUGUAACACACCUGACAGACUGUUCCACACCCCAAAAAGAAUGUGCAAAAAUAAAGAUUUCUUUUUUAAUAGUUUUACUCUUGAAUGAAAUUUACCCUCUAUCAUUAAUACUAUCUUGACUGCAGAGCCAUGUACCUUGACUCGCUCAACUCAGACCCCACUUAGUUCACGCCCGAUGCUCGAUGAGCCAAUGACAGAUAAAAUUAUUUCAUGCGGCCACAGGGGGAGUAAGAGUCCAAGAAUGAAAUAAAUAAAGGUUGAAAUAAAUAAAUAAAAAUGGAAAUAAUUCAAUUAAAAUUUACAUAAAUAAAAGCUGAAAAUAAUGAAUAUUAAAAUAAAUAUAAGUUAAAAUAAACAAAAAGUUGAAAAAAUACAU
Corythoichthys intestinalis (scribbled pipefish) is the source of this 1759-nucleotide messenger RNA. RefSeq names its product organic solute carrier partner 1a (gene oscp1a). Gene Ontology annotation, biological process: transport. Lineage: Eukaryota; Metazoa; Chordata; Actinopteri; Syngnathiformes; Syngnathidae. The transcript has 11 exons. Gene Ontology annotation, cellular component: plasma membrane; cytoplasm. The record is from RefSeq and is a predicted model, not a curated record. Bases 149 to 1315 code for a protein of 388 amino acids.